CUUCAAAGUAUUACUUGGCCUCCAAUCUACGUCUGGGCAGAACUGCUUCCCAGCACUACUAUGGCGAGCUGAGUAAGAAUGGAUGCGACAUAAACCAGAAGGUUUGAAGACUUAGUCACCAAUUUUGAUGCACUUACUGUUGACACUUUAUUUCCAAACACUUGAAUUAUUUCAGCAUUUCUGACAAAGGAAGAUGACCUCUACUGUAGGGAUACCACCAUACUAUGAAAAUCAUGGCUUUCAGUCAGAAAACUCCCCCCCUGCCAGACAACCAGUAGGUGCUCAGGCAUAUCCGCCGUACCUCUCUACAAAUGUUCCGUCAGUGCCAAACUACGUCCCAAAAGUUGUUACCUGUCAGUCAAGCAGGCCAGUGGCACGUUCAUCCAGGAGAGCCUGUGCACCAAAAACAAAGAAAAUCAUAAUCAUUAUCAUAUCCAUUUUAAUAGUCAUAUGUUGUAUAAUAGCUGCAUUCCUCAUUUGGUAUUUUGUGGAGAAUCGCUGUCUUGGCUCUCUAAUAGAGUGUGGCUCUUCAGGAGUGUGCAUGUCGGCCUCGCAGUGGUGUGACGGGACGAUCCAAUGCCCCAACGGCGAGGACGAAAAUCGGUGUGUUAGACUUUAUGGACCAGACUUUGUCUUGGAAGUUUAUUCGCCUGUCAGCAACUCCUGGUAUCCCGUUUGCGAAGAUGGCUGGAAUGACGAUUACGGAAAGAUAGCGUGUCAAGACAUGGGCUACGAUGUAGAUACGUAUUACUAUAGUAAAGGAGUAACACCAGAAACUGACUUUGAAAGCUUUAUGAUGCUGAAUACAAGUGCUGAGAAUAUAGAUUUGUACAGAAGGCUCUAUACCAGUGACUCCUGUGUUUCAGGAAAUGUGGUUUCUCUGCGCUGCAUAAAUUGUGGCGUGUCCACUAAAAACGCGAAAAUUAUGAGCAGAAUCGUGGGUGGAAGCGCUGCAUCACUGGGCCAGUGGCCGUGGCAGGUCAGCCUCCACGUGCAGGAUGUCCAUAUCUGUGGCGGCUCCCUCAUCACCCCUGAGUGGAUAGUGACCGCUGCUCACUGCGUGGAAGGGAAAUAUUCUAACCCGUACAGCUGGAGAGUUUAUGCUGGGAUCCUGAAUCAGCAAGAUAUGAUCUACAGCGAUGGACACAGUGUGCAAAAAGUCAUUUCCCACCCAGAUUAUGAUGCAGAUUCUAAAGACAACGAUGUUGCCCUUAUGAAGUUAGCGGCUCCAUUAACUUUUAAUGACAAUGUAAGGCCAGUUUGUCUGCCCAACCCGGGAAUGAUGUUCCAGUCCAACCAGGAGUGCUGGAUAUCUGGGUGGGGAGCAGAGUACGAAGGAGGCAAAACAUCAGAUAGCUUGAACUCUGCUAUGGUACCCUUAAUAGAACGUUCUAGUUGUAAUUCAAUCUAUAUCUAUAAUGGCAUGGUUUUACCUACAAUGGUCUGUGCUGGAUUUCUCACAGGAGGAAUUGAUUCCUGUCAGGGUGACAGUGGAGGUCCUUUAGUAACUAGUAAAAACUCUGUGUGGUGGUUGGUUGGAGAUACCAGCUGGGGAACUGGCUGUGCUACUCCCAACAGACCUGGAGUUUAUGGGAAUAUGACUGUGUUUACAGAUUGGAUUUAUAAAAUUAUGCAGGCAAACAGAUGACAACACUCUCUGUCUUUCUUGCUGAUCGAUGUUUCUGAGAACAAGCCUAAAUGAAGCCAUGGGUUCCUGGGAUAUUUAUUCACCUUGCAGAUGAUUUUUCUUUCUGAAUUUUAUUUUUUAAAAAGCAACAUGAAGGAUCACACACUCGGUUCUGUGCUGGUUACAGUGACUGAUUUAAUCAAUGAAGAAUUAUCACAAUAAGCACCUCUCUCCUGAAUGUGGUGCCUGGCAGAAAGCUGUUCUGCUUGGAGAAAGCAGAAAGUCAACUGCUCGCUCUGUUUAAGUAACUUUCACUGGAUA
Messenger RNA from Tinamus guttatus (white-throated tinamou), 1948 nucleotides. It is a transcript of the gene TMPRSS2, whose product is annotated as transmembrane serine protease 2. Gene Ontology annotation, molecular function: serine-type endopeptidase activity; protein binding. The record is from RefSeq and is a predicted model, not a curated record. Gene Ontology annotation, cellular component: membrane. NCBI's taxonomy places the organism in Eukaryota, Metazoa, Chordata, Aves, Tinamiformes, Tinamidae. Gene Ontology annotation, biological process: proteolysis.